UUCAUCCAGCCAAAGACUGUCUGCAGACUCAAACCCAACAUGAGUUACAUCACUGCCAUCGACGUGUCUCUGAACGAGGGUCAGGAGGAAAUGCUACGUGGUAAUGGCUACAUCCAAAACCCUGUUAAUCUGGAGAAAAGAUCCUCAGCAAAUCCAAUCUAUCUCUGGUACAAAAGAGGCAGCAGUCCAGGCAUAACCAGGGUUCAGCUCUCAUUGUAUGAUGCCAUGACUAAGGGCCUGAAGCAAGCAGGGUACCAGAUGAUCGACAAAGACCUGAAUUCUCGAUCAGGAGGAACCGCCAUCUACCUGUGGUAUUGCUGUGAUUCCACAGGAUUUGACGCUCCCAUCGUCGAUUUUUUUCUCUCCACAGAACCACAGGAAGAAGCCCAGCUGUUCAGACUUGGCUGGGAAAGGCUGGCCUGUAACCUGAACAGGAAAUCAUCAGGAAGCAGGAUCUACCUGUGGGUGAAGAGAGAAAGACCAAUGUAUCUCUGUGACAUCAAGGCCACUAAAGGUUUUGAUGCCGAUGCUGAGCUGUUCAACAACAGCUACAUCCGAAUAGAUGAGAAUACCAACAGAGGUGCAGGAGGGCCCCAAGUCUUCAUCUGGUACCGUCAGAAAGCUGAUAGCUCCAAGGCCAUCACUGAUCUGCAAGUCUCCACUAACCACAGCGAGUAUCAGCGUUUUGAACAUAGCGGGUAUAGUUUAGUGGAUCAGGAUCUGAAUGUUGGAACAGGUGGAGACCAGAUCAACCUGUGGUACAAGAGGGAUGGACACCAGGCCCCCAUCAAGACCGCCACUCUGAUCAUCGGGAGGACUUAUCUGCUGCCAUAUCAACGGGCCGGGGUUAAAGUCAUUGAUAAAAGCCUCAACACCGGAAACGAUGGGCCUAAGCAUUACCUGAGUUUUUAUCAAUGAGUGUUGUCAUGGUAACAGAGCUGAGCAUGCUAACUGAGCACUAUCACAUAAAUCUUUCUGUUUAAUCAGUUUGGUGGUUUUGUUUUUCUGUAGUAAUCAACAUUAGACUGUAUUCUCAGAAAUUUGAUUCAAUCACUAUUUGAAAAUAUGAGCUGUUUGACUUG
Messenger RNA from Cololabis saira (Pacific saury), 1082 nucleotides. RefSeq lists its product as uncharacterized. Lineage: Eukaryota; Metazoa; Chordata; Actinopteri; Beloniformes; Belonidae. The transcript has 2 exons. The coding region runs from base 40 to 918 and encodes 292 amino acids. The record is from RefSeq and is a predicted model, not a curated record.